Messenger RNA from Camellia sinensis, 1287 nucleotides. Lineage: Eukaryota; Viridiplantae; Streptophyta; Magnoliopsida; Ericales; Theaceae. The record is from RefSeq and is a predicted model, not a curated record.
CGAUUCUCAGCACAGAGGCACGACUCCUUCCCUUCCACAGAAGAUUGAAUUCCCAAACAUGUCACUCUUCCUUUCCAAUUCACUUUGCCUCUCUUUCUGAUUCAUUAGCCUUAAUUCGGUUUCCACCUCCAAAAUCACCAUUGUUACUCACUCAACAACCACCAUGGAAGUUUGUCUUUUGAAAUCAACAACCUCUUCAAACUUCUGGUGGACAAGCAUAUCGUUGCGCCUGUGCUGCUGAUCGAACAGGUAGCUGCCAAGGAGUAAUUGCGUUAAAUAUGGAGGAUGCAUGGGACUUUGCAUCGGAUCCGUGCUGCAUCAACAAUUCAAGCCACAGGGGGCUAUGGUAGGACAUACUUUUCUGUAACCUCAGCUCAUACAUGCACUGGUGAUGGGAAUGCCAUGGUUGCACGUGCUGGGCUCCUUUUUCAGGAUCUUGAGUUUGUGCAAUUCCACCCAACAGGUACAUAUGGUGCUGGGUGCCUCAUCGCUGAAGGAUCUCGUGGUGAAGGUGGUAUUCUGAGGAACAGUGAAGGUGAGCGAUUUAUGGAACGGUAUGCCCCUACUGCCAAGGAUCUUGCAUCUAGAGAUGUUGUUUCCAGAUCUAUGACUAUGGAAAUCCGUGAAGGUCGUGGUGUAGGACCCCAUAAGGACCACAUUUAUCUCCACUUAAAUCACUUACCUCCAGAAGUCCUCAAGGAGAGCCUUCCUGGUAUCUCUGAAACUGCUGUGUGGAUGUUACAAAGGAACCAAUCCCUAUUGUGCCUACUGUUCAUUAUAAUAUGGGUACAAACUACCAUGGAGAGGAAUAAUUAAGAACAUUGAUUAUAGCAAGAUACUGAAGUUCAAUCAUGGGAAUAGCUUAUGUUUUCUAUAGAAAGUUAUUCAGUGACAAAUACGAUGAGGAGUCUUUGGGCGGAACUACUGUGGCUCAAAUCUUUAAGAAGUUUGGUGAGAGUUUCAAUUAACAUUGGAUUUAUGUUAAAAGUGCCUCAUCAUGUGAUUUGUGAUUUAGUCUAGGCAUAGUAAUCUUGUAACCUUUCUUGUCUAGCUGCUGGUUGAGAGAUUGUUUUCCUUUAAGAUUUUGGCCAUGCAUUUAAGAUUUUCAUUUUAAAUUUAUUGAUUCUAUUUGUAUGUCAUAGCUGUAUGGUAAUCCAAACAUUUAUACUAAUAACAAUCAAAGUGGGUUAUUCUUUUUCUAUUGAUGCAGGAGAUGAAGAAUCAGUGUGAUGAGAAAAGGUCAGAAAUUUCUUGGAGAGAUGCAAAAUAUGGUCAAAGAAUUCAAGA